UUAAUAUUAUACACCGAUUUUUCUAAAUCAAAUGGCGACGGCGGAAGAAGGCGGAGCCACCACCACCGCUUACGGCGGCGGCGGAGGAGGAGGAGCUGGGAGAAAGUUUCGCAAGAAGCCCUUCCGCAAAACGACGACGCCUUACGAGCGCCCCGCCAUCGCCUUCCGCGGCAAUGGAGGCAGCAGCUGGUUGACGAAGUUGGUGGUGGACCCCGCCUCCAAGCUCAUUUCGUAUGUGGCGCGCCGCUUCUUCGAUUCUGUUUUCCGCAAAAAACGCAUGCCGCCGCCUCCUCCUGCUCCUCCCCAGACAUCAGUUGGAUCGACUGGCGGUGCAACUGCUCCAGUUUUUGGUGCUGGUUUGAGCUCUUCAGGUUCUUCUUCAGUAACCACCGGCUCCUUCAGCAGUGCCCCUUCUUCAACUGGUGGUGCCGCUGCUCCAGUCUUCAGUUUCGGUACGACCUGUUCAGGUUCUUCUUCAGUCUUCAGCAGUGCCCCUUCUUCAACUGGUGACUUCAGUUUCGGUACGACCUCUUCAGGUUCUUCUUCAGUCUUCAGCAGUGCCCCUUCUUCAACUGGUGUCUUCAGUUUCGGUGCGACCUCUUCAGGUUCUUCUUCAGUCUUCAGCAGUGCCCCUUCUUCAACUGGUGUCUUCAGUUUCGGUACGACCUCUUCAGGUUCUUCUUUAGUCUUCAGCAGUGCCCCUUCUUCAACUGGUGUCUUCAGUUUCGGUGCGACCUCUUCAGGUUCUUCUUCAAUCUUCAGCAGUGCCCCUUCUUCAACUGGUGUCUUCGGUUUCGGUACGACCUCUUCAGGUUCUUCUUCAGUCUUCAGCAGUGCCCCUUCUUCAACUGGUACGACCUCUUCAGGUUCUUCUUCAGUCUUCAGCAGUGCCCCUUCUUCAACUGGUGUCAAAUAA
Salvia miltiorrhiza (redroot sage) is the source of this 916-nucleotide messenger RNA. RefSeq names its product nuclear pore complex protein NUP62-like. The record is from RefSeq and is a predicted model, not a curated record. The coding region runs from base 32 to 916 and encodes 294 amino acids. NCBI's taxonomy places the organism in Eukaryota, Viridiplantae, Streptophyta, Magnoliopsida, Lamiales, Lamiaceae. The transcript is spliced from 2 exons. Gene Ontology annotation, cellular component: nuclear envelope. Gene Ontology annotation, biological process: poly(A)+ mRNA export from nucleus; nuclear membrane organization.